UCUGACACGAUUGGUCGUUAUGUGUCGUCGCAUGCGAUACGUGAUUUGAGUGCAAUAAAAGCACCGAAACUGCACUAAACAAAAAGCACUAAACUGAAGGGAUAUUUUACUAGCCGAUCUUUCACUUCACGUGUGUCUGCCAGAGAAGGACGAUGUCGGCGCAUAAGACAUUUAUCAUCAAGCGAAAGCUUGCUAAAAAACUGAAGCAAAACAGGCCUAUUCCACAAUGGGUGAGAAUGCGGACUGGUAAUACUAUCCGGUACAAUGCUAAAAGGCGUCACUGGAGAAGAACUAAAUUGAAGUUGUAAAAACCAUGUGACGAUGGAAACUUACAUUAUAUUAUUAUUAUAACAAUAUGAUGUACAAUUUAAGAAUAAUCAUGGAUAUAUUAAAACCUCAAAAAAAUUAAA
Camponotus floridanus (Florida carpenter ant) is the source of this 410-nucleotide messenger RNA. RefSeq names its product 60S ribosomal protein L39 (gene RpL39). Gene Ontology annotation, cellular component: cytosolic large ribosomal subunit; ribosome. The record is from RefSeq and is a predicted model, not a curated record. Gene Ontology annotation, biological process: translation. NCBI's taxonomy places the organism in Eukaryota, Metazoa, Arthropoda, Insecta, Hymenoptera, Formicidae. Gene Ontology annotation, molecular function: structural constituent of ribosome. The transcript has 3 exons. Bases 153 to 308 code for a protein of 51 amino acids.